Molecule: messenger RNA, 2025 nt
Organism: Dama dama (fallow deer)
Lineage: Eukaryota; Metazoa; Chordata; Mammalia; Artiodactyla; Cervidae
Gene: ZNF276
Product: zinc finger protein 276
Exons: 11
Coding region: 135-1724 (529 amino acids)
Biological process (GO): regulation of transcription by RNA polymerase II
Cellular component (GO): nucleus; chromosome; kinetochore
Molecular function (GO): zinc ion binding; chromatin insulator sequence binding
Source: RefSeq, a predicted model, not a curated record
CCUGCGGAGCCGAGCGGCGGAGUCGAACGGAAACGAACGAGCACAGUCCGCGUAGCGGACGAGAGGCUCCGGACGUCCUACCUCUCGGCCCAGCUAGCCGAGCGGGGCCGAGCGGAACUGCCCGGGCCCUGGCCAUGGGGCACUGUCGCCUUUGUCAUGGGAAGUUCUCCUCCCGGAGUCUCCGCAGCAUCUCCGGCAGGGCGCCUGGGGAGAGCUCAGAAAGGCCACCCCCUGGGGACCGUGUUUUCAUCCGAGAUUUUCAGCGCCUCCUGGGCGUGGCUGUCCACCAGGACCCAGCUCUGUCCCAGUUUGUCUGCAAGAACUGCCAUGCCCAGUUCUACCAGUGCCACGGCCUGCUCACAUCUUUCCUGCAACGAGUCAAUGUUCCCCCGACAGGCCGCCGGAAGCCUUGCACAAAGGUUGGUGUCCAGCCACGGAUGGGGCCGGAGGAGGGAGCGUGUGUGGUGGACCUGAUUGCUUCGAGCCCCCAGGGCCUGCGUGGCUUGGUGGGGUGGGUGCACAGACACGCGGCUGGUUGCGGGGCCCUACCUAGCCUCCAGAGGACGCUGUCCUCCGAGUACUGUGGUGUCAUCCGGGCCGUGUGGGGCUGCGACCAGGGCCAUGACUACACCAUGGACGCCGACUCCAGCUGCGGGGCCCUCUUGCUGGACAGCGCUUUGGGUGUCAAGUGGACGUGGGACAAGGAUUCAGCCCCACGACUCCCCCAGCAUCGGGGGUUCAGCCCCACCGGGGCUGCCCCUCAGAGCUCCCAAAGCAGAGCAGCUGCGGCUGGGGCUGAGACCGAGACACUCCCCAGCAUGGACACAAGCCGGCUUCCUUCAGAUGGUGACCCAGUGGGACCGGGGCCGGGACCCCCGUCUCAGCCAAGCCUCCCCCAAGGUGGGACCCCAGGGCAAUUGGGUGAGAAGCAGGUUCCAUCUCCAACCUCGGAUGAUCGGGUAAAAGACGAGUUCAGUGACCUUUCUGAGGGAGAUUUCCUGAGUGAAGAUGAUGAAAAUGACAAGAAGCAGAACACCCAGUCCUCGGAUGAGUCCUUUGAGCCGUACCCAGGAAAGAAGGUGUCUGGUAGGAAAAGUGAAAGCAAAGAAGCCAAGAAGUCAGAAGAACCAAAAAUCCGAAAGAAACCUGGGCCCAAGCCGGGCUGGAAGGGCAAGCCGCGGUGUGAGAGGGAGGAACUGCCCACCAUCUACAAGUGUCCGCACCAGGGCUGCACGGCCGUGUACCGCGGGGCCGAUGGCAUGAAGAAGCAUGUCAAGGAGCACCACGAGGAGGUCCGGGAGAGGCCCUGCCCACACCCCGGCUGCAACAAGGUGUUCAUGAUUGACCGCUACCUACAGCGCCACGUCAAGCUCAUCCACACAGAGGUGCGGAACUACAUCUGUGAUGAGUGUGGACAGACCUUCAAGCAGCGGAAGCACCUCCUGGUCCACCAGAUGCGCCACUCGGGAGCUAAGCCUCUGCAGUGUGAGGUCUGCGGGUUCCAGUGCCGGCAGCGGGCAUCCCUGAAGUACCACAUGACCAAGCACAAGGCUGAGACGGAGCUGGACUUUGCCUGUGACCAGUGUGGCCGGCGGUUCGAGAAGGCACACAACCUCAACGUGCACAUGUCCAUGGUGCACCCGCUGACGCAGACCCCAGACCAGGCCCCGGAGGCCCCACCCAGGCCCGCAGCAGGGCAGGUGGUGAAGGCUGAGCCCACCUGAGGGCCUGCCUGCCCUGAGGUCAGGGGUGGUGACUGAGCUUCAGGCCUGUGGGCAGAGUGGUAUCCUGAUGCACCCCCACUAUGCGUGCUGGGUGGUGAUGGUUCAGUCCACGGCUUGCAGGGUCUUGUGGCCUCUGCUCUGGGACCAGCAGUUUCUUCUCCUAUAAGCAGAGUGACUUGGGCCAGUUGCAGAUUUUAGAGAACUGAUUCCUCUUCCCCACUACAGCAACUGAGAUUUGUAACCCGCUUUUCAGGGCAACAAGAGCUCCAUGUUAUGCUUAUAAUAAAUUAUUUACCGAGGA